This is a messenger RNA of Schistocerca cancellata (South American locust), 9081 nucleotides long. RefSeq names its product synaptotagmin-14 (gene Syt14). Lineage: Eukaryota; Metazoa; Arthropoda; Insecta; Orthoptera; Acrididae. The transcript has 11 exons. The record is from RefSeq and is a predicted model, not a curated record. Bases 139 to 1662 code for a protein of 507 amino acids.
CAGGGGCACAUGUGCGACCGCGAGUCGGAACCGGCGAUACGAACAGCAGCAGCAGCAACAGAAGCAGCAGCGCAAGGCAGUCGCUACCGCGGCGGACGCUCGCUCAUGGGAUAGGCGCACGCACCUGCACCAGCCGCGAUGAUCGCCGGGUCGGACAGCCUCAUGAACGUUCCGGUGGAGGCGACGGCGUUCCUGGGCGCCGUGGCAGCCUUCGUCGUGCUGCUGCUGGUGUUCUUCCUGUACCUCAACAAGAAGUGGUGCUUCUAUGGCGUGGGCGGCUUUCCUUGCUGUGACGAGCCGCUUGGCACCCGCACAGGACGUGCCAGCCACCACCUCGGGAAGGCGUACUCGUACGAGGAGCCGGAGUCGAGCUCGGACAGCGAGGAGGACGUGCUGCGGCGGCUGCAGCGCUCCGCCAGCCUCCACUCCGUGGUGCACGGCGCCUCCUCACCGGGUUGCUCGAGCGUCGGCGUUGGCGGCAGCGGUGGAGGCGGCGGAGGCGGCGCGAUGGUGGCAUGUGCGGGGCCUUCCGGAGACCCCGCGUCGGCGGCGGCGGCCGCGGCGGAGCUGCGCCACAGAGACCCGCGCCACGGCGGCUACCGGCGCCUACCGCAGCCGCAGCCCGACCCCGCCGUCAACCAAGACUGUAUCGUGGUGCUGCCGCAGGAGAACGAGCACGACCACGACCAGGUGUUCGACGUGUCGGAGCUGACGCUGGCCGAGCAGCAGAGCCAGCUGGUGUCCAAGUGCGGACACCUCGAGGUGGCGUUCGCGUACGACGCGCCGAUGCGCAAGAUGACGGUGCGCGUGCUGCAGGCGCGCGACAUCCCGGCCAGGGACCGCGGCGGCCCCACGCACUCGCAGGUUCGCCUAGUCAUGCUGCCUAGCAAGAAGCAAAAACACAAGACCAAGAUUCGCCAGGGUGAAAACCCACAAUUUCUGGAGAGUUUCUUGUUGCACAGAGUCAACCCGGAGGAUGUGAACAGCAUGGGCGUACGCUUCCGGCUGUACGGCUGCGAACGCAUGCGGCGCGAGCGCAUGAUCGGCGAGUGCGUCGUCAGCUUCGCGUCCGUCAACCUGGAGCUGGAAACCGUUCUCUGGCUGGCGCUGGAGCCUCGUGCCAACCUCACGCUAAACUCGUCAGCCUCAGACCUCCUGAGCCUGGCUAGAAGUGACAGCACAGGAUCAACACAUUCAAUGCAGCAUGGAGGAGUCCCAGAGCUCCUCCUUGGUCUAGCAUACAAUGGGACUACUGGACGGCUGUCUGUUGAAGUUGUCAAAGGAAGUCAUUUCAGUUUGUUAAAUUAUCCACGUCACUGUCGAAAUAUGGCCAUGACACGUGCACCUGAUACCUUUGUGAAGCUUUGUCUGGUCAGCAGCACUGGUCAGGAGAUGGCAAGGAGCAAGACAUCUAUUCGACGAGGCCAGCCUAAUCCAUUGUUUAAAGAGACAUUCAUGUUCCAGGUAGCACUGUUCCAGUUGCCAGAUGUAACACUCAUGGUAUCAGUAUACAGCAAGCGCAGCAUGAAGCGGAAGGAGAUGAUUGGAUGGUUUUCUUUGGGUUUAAAUAGCUCUGGAGAGGAGGAAUUAGCUCACUGGAAUGACAUGCGUGGUGUACAUGGAGAGCAGAUCUGUCGUUGGCAUGUACUUGUUGAAUCUUAAUCAUCAUAUGACUGACUGAAAUUUGAUGAAUGCAUUAAAAUUUUCACUUGGGCUCAGCCCCAAGCAGUCAGGUUUCCAAGCAAAUGAAAAAAAAAUUUUGAACAUUUGUAAACUUUGUUUAAUGAUAAAAUUAAUGUUCUUCGACAGGAGUAAUGCUGGUAGCACAUUGGUAAUGCGCUUGUCCUGUCAUUGAUUCAGGCAGCAGGAUGGAUGAAUUUUUCAUGCCUACAUAUGGCUGUUUAACUGGAUAUGGCAUUUAACCCAGGUGCAAGAUUUCUCAUUUUUUGUCUUGCCUUUUGUACAAUUAUCUUUUUUCUUGGCCAGUCACCUGGGAACUUGUCCUCCAUACCAGUUUAUGUAAGACUGCUCUUUCAAUAAUAGCAUUUGUUUUCAUAAUUUAUGUAUUCCCAUUAUAACUCAUAAUUUGUUAACUUUUUACUUCUUGCUGCAGUUUUAUAUUAGUCAGUCUAACCACUGUUUGUCUCCUUGAUUAUUCUAUAUUUCAAAUGACAUUACAUCUGUGGUUGUUCCCCAUUUCUGAGGCUGACAGCGUCUCCACACAUUUUCUUGUUCCUUUUGCCUGGCCUGUUUGUUGAUAGGAAGGUAUCUGACUAGAUCAGAAACUUUAAGCAUUGUUGCUAUUGACAUUCCCUAUAUUUGGAAAUGUAAUAUUUGUAAUUGUGGUGAAGAAUUUCCCAAAAAUUGUAUCUAAGUGUUUUGUACUGUAUGGAAUUGCAUUAGCAUGCUAAUAUAACACAUAAUUUAGUAUCUAAACCCCAUGUUAACCACAGUGUAAGUAAUAUUUUACACAAUGUGACAUUUGACUCAAUGUACCAGAUUUGUAUUGGUUAAAAGAAACUAUGUAUUUUUUAUACUAGAAAUUCUGGUCAUAUGACCAAAAUUAUGCACAAAAUAUUGUCAAUUUUUGAGGCUUAGACGGGUGAAGCAGUAUUUUCAGGUCCUUAUAUGGUGUUAUAUAUUCAGCAAAAUUUGUAGAUACUUAUUUUGCUUAUGCAUUUCUUUGUUUUGCAGCACAUAGUCGUUGAAAUAUUUUUUUUCUUUACUGGCAGACGUUUUUUCUCUGUGUCUGUGCACCCUGUUUGUCUUUGGUACAUUUUGCACUUUACUACGUUUUACAUGAAAAAUGUAUGACUUACCAGAUUUCUUUGGACAAAUUUGUAAAGAAGAGAGUAAUUUUAUUUCAUAACUGUUCAUCAUUGAAUGUUUUAUUAUCAUUAUUGAAAGCAAAUAUACAAUAAAUAUGUAUAAGUUUUAUGCAUUUCAUUUUGAGUAUAUAUUUAUGGAAGAAGUGUAGGCUGAACUUAACAUUUCUUGUGUACAGUACAUUAGGGUAUCUGAAGUUACUGCUUUUUGUGAGUAUAUGAAAUGAAUUUUAUAUGAUGAUUGAUUACAAAGCACAUGCAAAGUAUUACAGUAGGUAGCACUGUAACAAGUGCAGAAACAAUAUGCAAAGGUAUAAUAAAAAAAUGGAAAAGUAAGGACAACAUACAUAUCAAAACUAUAUAGACUGUUAUUAAAAUAAUCUUGUAUCAUUUGGCGUGUAAAACUACCUUAAUGCAGAUUAAUCUGAGGAUAUUUUAUCUUUUAGAGGAAUGCUAAAAGAAUAAUAUUCUUGCUCGAAAAAUUAUUUUUCCAUGAACAUGAAAUAUGACACAUCUUUCUUUCAAAUCAAAGUUCGACUCAAGUUAUAUAUCACAUCUGAAGUGUAUUAAUUCAUUACAAUGCAAUAAUGAUUUCUUUUGACUAUUAUUCAAAUAUUUAAAUAUAAUAAUGUGAAUGGUUUGUUCAGACAGGGGGACCACAGAACUUUUCUUUUCUAAUGCUGAUUAUAACUGGCACAAAAGACGCUUUAAGUCCCAUGUCAAACUUCAGAUUGUGAGCUGAUAAUGUUGUCUGUCGCAGUCUCAUGAUAGAAAAUAAUAAGUGACAAGUGCACAGGGAAAGUGCAUUUAGUAACAAUGACUACUUCUCACUGAGUAUUGUCAUGUAAUUGUAAUAUUCUUUUGCAGAAGUAACAAAACAGCUGUUACACAAUACUACAAAAAACAAUACUAAGAACACACAGUCUUCACUUGAUGACUGUGGUUCACGAUACAGUCCCACUCAUAGAAAUUAACAGAAUUUAAAUGGAAGUUUUAAAACUGUUGGGAUUAAUAAUUUUCACUGUUGCUCAGCUGUUUUUAUUAUUAGUUCUGACUGCUUAAUUCAUCACAGCAUAUAAUUUAACUGUAGUUAAAUUAUAUAGCUGCAUUUUUAAACAUUUAUUAUUCAGUACUUAAGGUUUUUGUUUCUAAAGCAAUGAAAUAGUAUCUUGGUGCCUAUACCUGGACUCUCAUAUGUUACUUGUGGCCUCUUGCAUUACUAAGCUACAACAUGAUUUAGGUUUUUUACAGAAUUAAAUUGCUAAGUAGAGGACCAGAUAAGAAAUAUGUUGCACAUGAAAUUGUUAGAUUAUGGGAAGUAAAUGCCAUAUUUGUCCAGCAUAAUUUAAAAAAUGCCUUUUUUAGGAAAUUUGACUGGUUCUGGAUUUUUAAAAAAUCGGAAGAAGUAGUAUGGUUGGAUGUUUCUUGUUACCUUUCUUUUUGACACAUGAUCUCUAAUGCAUAUUGAUAAACCACAAGUUGUUUACAAAUUACAGUGUAUCCCCAUUAUAUCCAACUGAGUAGGCCAACAUCAUCAAAGAAUGCAUUCAGUUUACAUUCGUUCAAAGAAGUGUGUUAUAUAAAAUGUCUUUUAUUAUUUGAAGAAUGAGAAAAUAGUUCAGAGUUCUGAGGGAGGAUUAAAUUCUUGAAGAAUAACAAUUUCUUACUAACAAAUACGUAAAGCUAUAGACAUAUGUAUAACUCAUUGACAGUAUCUCAUACUUCUGUGUUAUAUUAAUCUCAUCUUAAUUAUAGUUUUUCUCAUGGGACACACUGUGAGUAAUCAAUGUCAUUGAAUGAAAUCAAACAAUAUGGCUUUUUUGAACUGUUGUAUCUUAUUAUGCUUUACCUCAUAAGGAUUUUUGGCUUGAUUUGGUGGGAAUUUAGAAAUAAGGAUUUGGGUGUGCCAUUUGUAUGUUAUCUGAAACAGUUUUGCAUGACAUUAAUUACUUAUGCUAUUAUAUUUCCUUUCCCAUAAUUGUUUGAUAUGGUUUCAAAGUUUCACUUAUAAAUUGCUCACUAAUUGCCAAAAUUUAUUAUAAUACUUACUCUAGUACACCCCUUUGAUAAAUCUAAUGCUAUUUAUGUAAUGGCUUUUAUUGUAGCUGAGUCAUGAACUUGGAAAAUGUAUCAAUGCUAUACACAAAAGUCCCUGUAAGUUUGUUUUCCAAUUUACAGGCAAUGCUCUGAACAGAACCACCCGACAUCUUCUAUCAUGAGUUACCAUAUUUAUUUUAUUUCAUGAAAUGUAGCAUCACUCUGUUUCAGUUUGUAUAAUAAUGAAAAUAACUUGAAUAGAAAGGUAAUUAUUGGGUUAUGAAGUCAAUGUGAUUUACAGACAUUUCAAAGUGUAUGAAAUAAUGAUGUAUUUUAGUGUGUCAUUAUCACAAAUAUUGCUGCUAGAAUAAUCAACAACUGUCCAACACAAAGUUUUAGCUUUGUUGUUACUGACAAAAUAUUCAUGGACUUUGACAUGAGAAGUGUAAUUCUUUGUCAUGAAGAACAUGUUCUCAUAGCCACUCCAGUUAUCUGUGGCUACAUGUGCAUUGAAUACCCUGUUGUACAGGGAAAGAAUUUUUUUAAGGUUACUGCACUGAGUUAGUGAUGUUUUUCUAGAUGAUACCCUGAUUUUACUGUAUAAACAUUUCAGAGAAUUAUGAGGGUCUGCCCAUUGCAGCUCAUCAGAGUCACUGUAAAUCAUGAAAAAGUAAAUUGAAUGAUUUUGACCUCUUGUUCUAUGUUUGAAGUAAAACAAUACUUUAAUACUAAAAUUUCUGGAAUGUCAUAUAGUAUAUAGAAAAACUGUAUAAUUUUAAGUAGUUUUGUCUGAAUAGCACUUUGAUGCUGUCAGUAAAGACUAAUUGUAAUAGAAAGCCUAGAAAAAUUUUGAGGAAUUUAUGUUUGGCAUCCAGAAUACUUAAAUUCCUCCACCUUCUCCAUAUAUCAUUUCCUUUAAUAUUUUUUUUCGUUGUCACUAUCAUUUAUCAUUAAUUUCUAUUUAUCUUAGAUGUGUCCAAAUCCCAUUUAAGUGUACAGUGUUUGAGAACUUCUGGAACUUACUGUAACACUUCUGUAGCUAUUUCAGUAUUACUAGAGAUGAAUAAUGUGAAAUAUACAUUGAACUAUAUUUUCUCACUUGUAAUAUUCAUCUGCUACUUUAAUCCAUGUGUAGCAAAUGGUAUUGUAAAUAGGUAUACAACAUAAUUUUUUACUUGUAAUUGUUAAGAUUAAAUAUUUAAAUUCAUGCAACUAAGAUUCUGUGUCUUCAGUGAUAGUCACUGGUAUAUAAAUGUAAUGGACACCUGGAAUUUUCAUUCUAUGAAAUAAAAAUAUUUUUCUUUACUUUAUUGCCAGCAAAGUUGGUAUUGUACACAUUAAUUUAGCUACUGAGCUUCUACUUGAUGCAUGCAUGUAUCUAUGGAAGUUGUAUCAUCUGAACUGAAGUGGUACUUUAUAACUGUUAAUAACGAAGUGACUUAUACUUACAAAUAUAAAUAGAUACACAUUAAAGAGAGGCUGUACUCAUUAGUUAUAGAAACUAAUAUUGAACCAAAAGAACCUCUGCACCAAGGUUUUAGUGCCCUUACCUCAUAAUAAACCAUUCAAAUCAUUUAUUUGUUGCUCUGGAGUUGUGGUAUACAUAUUUAUUGCAUAAGGUGAUUACAUAUGAAGAAUAAUUCUCAAAAUUUUACCUAAGUUAUGGAAAGAAUAUGUUGCUUCAUCUAGAACAGAGAACAUUUUAGAAAAUCAUGAGAACAUCAUAUAUUUAAAUAUCAUGUCACAACAAAACUGUGACUUGGUUUGCAUUUAAAACCCAAUUACAAUUUUUAUGCAAAAAAGCAUCUAUAUUUUAUAUAUAAACAUCUAUAAUUGAGAGUGUCUAUAAGUCUCUAUUAUCUGAAUGUAUCAUUUCAUUACUAAAUUUAUUAUCCUUUGAGAAUUAACUCACUGUGAUUCAGAUAAUUCUGAACUGGUCAUUUAUACUUUUUACUUACUGUCUUUGGUUAACUCGUGUAAAUGUUAGCUCCACAGGUUUUUCGAAUCAAAAACUUAUUUGCGAGCAUCUUUGGGGCUUGGAAGGUGAGAGGAGGAAUGGAUGUAUGUAUUGGGAAAGGACUGUGGCAGACACAGCAAAAGGGGAGUGAUGGUGGUGAUGGGGGAGGGAGGGGGGCAGUGGAUUGGCAGAAAUCUUCAGUCUCUAUAUUCACAUGUUAACAAUAUAUAUUGUAUGGAUGUAGUCAGUUCAUAACCAGGACUUAUGAGUGGAAUGAUACACUUAAUGUUCGGCGUGCAAAUAAAUAAUGCAUAAUUUCUUUUGAUGUUCUGCUCUGCCAACAGACUGGAGCUCUUUGACCGGUAAACAACUGAAUGUUUCUUGUAAUUUACUUUGCAAUUGCUUUUUAUCUAUUUGAUUACUUGCAGUUUUUGCUACAAGCUCCUCACAGUGAAUGUCUUUCUACACUUUUUUGCUCAUUAGUUAUGAAAAGAAGUCAUGAAUGUACAAUUUUCAGUAACUAAUUUUAUGUUCUGCUGGAAGAGUAAUAAAUUGUAUUUUUUUGAGUAUAGCCUUUCUUGACUAUAUUUAUUUAUGUUUGUGCGUGUAGGUAAUUUAAUAGAAUGAGGCUGAGUACAUUGGGUAUUUCUGAAUGAUUGUAUAUAUAUUUUUGCACACCUAAAAAUAAAAUAUGUAUUUAUCUCAUUGUCUGUUCUUCUAAGCUACAAUAAGUGUUCAACAAGAAAACAAGAAAUCUUUCCUUCAUAAGAUUAAUAGACAUUAUAUGUAAUCUGAAUGUUAUAAUAAUGCAUGUUCUCACGUGUGUGUGUGUUAUGAAAGAUGUAUUAUGAAUGUGACUUGUUUUGUGGCACUUAAUGGCAAAUGUAACAGGACAUCUGACUUUUGCAAGCCUGCAUCUGAAACUAAUGUAACUGAAACAUGUUUGCAGAUUAUAGAGUUUGAAUAUAUAUGUAUAUUUCACCUUUGUGUGCCAAUUUUGUAUGUACAUUGAGUGUCAAGACUUGCUGUCUUUCAGAUGUCAGUGGUAGUAAUGAGAGUGCUACCACAGUAUUAUUUUCUUCUGUGAUUUUACUGUUUAAGUGAUGUGGUCAUAGAAAUGCAAUAGGUAGUGGCACUUGCAAAGUCAUAUGUCUCUGCAGGCAGAAAUAUUUGCCCCAUGAUAUAAGAAUCCACAGAAAUAGUAACAUUUUCAUACAGUUUAUUAAAUUUACUUAAAGGGAACUGAAAAUUUAUAUUGGGCUUAAAAUAAUAUUUUUGUACAGCAGUGAGAAAUCUUGUUUAGCUACAUCUAGCUGAUAGGAAAGUAUCUGUAUGAGUUCAGUUUAGUACAUACUCCACAAUAUAUCUGUCUGAUUUGUGCAAACAGACAUCACAAGUUGCAGGAAAAAGAAAGACAAAGCACAAUGUAGAUAGUUUUCCAUUGUUUGAAUGAUAGCCUCCAUACUCUCAUUCUCAUAUCCCAUAUGCAUCUGAUACUCAUUCGAAAAAUGAUUUGGUCACAAUGCUUGAAGUUAAGUUUCACAGAAAAGAGACAUCUAAUGUCUUCAUCAAAGCAGUUAUGAUGUGGAACUGCUACAGAGCUUGAUGAGUGACUUUUUAGAUGAUAAUGAUAAAUAAUUUGUUAUUGUUUGAAAUUUUCUCAACAGAAAUUUUUGGAGAGCUAUAACUGUAUUUAAAAAUAUAAGUAUCCUGUAGUUGGUGUUUCAUGGGUUCUAGGGGUUUGAUAGUGGAUAAACUGCACCCAUUAUCUAUUGCACAAUUUUCAGAAUGUGAGAAGUUGAAAAACCAUAAACUUGCCCUGUGUGCAUGUACAUACCUUUAUUCAAAUAGGACCAUGCAGUCUUCUAUUGUUUCAAAUUUAAAUCUUUUAUUUCUGUGUGUAUUUUACAAUUGAGUUUUUAUCGUAUUUUAAUAUACUUAGUAUUUUUUGUGCACAUGAUACAUUAGUUUUAUGCAGAGGCAUGUGAGAUAAGAACAACAAAAGUGCAAUGUGAUUUUAUCCUUCCAGUGAUUAAGACAAGACAUAGCAUAAUUAUAAUUUCUUGUUAAUUAACAAGUGGAACUCACUUCUGUUACUGUAUUUCUGUCGUUUGCUAAGCAGUAUUAGCUAUGAAAGUAUUAAUUUUGUAAAGUAAAAUUGCUCAUAUACAAAAAACCCUUUAUUGUUUCAGCUUUAUAAUGCAAAACGUAACAACCAAAAUGUCACCAGAAUAUACUUGGUGUGAUAUGUGUAUUAUCAAU